This is a messenger RNA of Cyclopterus lumpus (lumpfish), 845 nucleotides long. It is a transcript of the gene gjb7, whose product is annotated as connexin 28.8. Gene Ontology annotation, cellular component: connexin complex. The transcript is spliced from 2 exons. NCBI's taxonomy places the organism in Eukaryota, Metazoa, Chordata, Actinopteri, Perciformes, Cyclopteridae. The coding region runs from base 82 to 834 and encodes 250 amino acids. Gene Ontology annotation, biological process: cell communication. The record is from RefSeq and is a predicted model, not a curated record.
UGUGCAGACAAGCCGAGGACGAGCAGACGAAACCUGCCGUUACACGAGAGGAGAAAGGCACCGCCGAAGACUCAGAGGAAGAUGAACUGGGGCUUUCUGGAGAACAUCCUCAGUGGGGUGAACAAGUACUCCACUGUGAUCGGGCGCAUCUGGCUCUCCGUGGUCUUCCUCUUCAGGAUCCUGGUGUACGUGGCGGCGGCCGAGCAGGUGUGGAAGGACGAGCAGAAGGAUUUCGUGUGCAACACCCGGCAGCCCGGCUGCGAGAACGCCUGCUUCGACCACUUCUUCCCCAUCUCGCAGGUGCGCCUCUGGGCUCUGCAGCUCAUCAUGGUGUCCACCCCGUCCCUGCUGGUGGCCCUGCACGUGGGCUACCGGGAGCACCGGGAGGCCAAGCACCACCGCAAGCUGUACAAGGACAAAGGGAGCAUCGACGGCGGGCUGUUCUGCACCUACAUCCUCAGCCUGGUCUUCAAGAUAACCUUCGAGACCGGCUUCCUGUUAGCGUUCUACUUCAUCUACGACGGCUUCGAGGUGCCCAUGCUGCUCCGCUGCAGCGAGAGUCCCUGUCCCAACACGGAGGACUGCUUCAUCGCCAGAGCCACGGAGAAGAAGAUCUUCCUCUACAUCAUGGGCUGCACCUCCGUGCUGUGCAUCGCCCUGAAUCUCGCCGAGCUGGCGUACAUCGUGUGGAAGCACCUGUGGAAGUGUUUCUCGCGGCGGUACGUCCCGAUCGGGGAGCGGGCCGCCAGCAAACGCCGGUCGCCGGCGCCCAUUGUCGACGAGGCCGAGCCCAAAGUAAACACAGAGGAUGGAAACCAGCCCGUCCGGUCCUAGAGGGGCCGGGA